AGCAGGAUCAUCUUCAAACUUACUCCGUACUAUUUUAUACAGAGUAUUUUUUUUUUGACAUCUUGGACCGAUGUCUAAACUAUUGAAAACAUUGAAGAAAGGCUUCAGUAGCCUAGGAGCUUCAUCUUCAAAUUCAAACAGCAAAUUUCCCAAGGGCGCUGGGGAUUUUGAGGAUUAUUUUAAGACGGAGAUCAAACCUCUCUUAAUUGAGAGGUAUUCAAAGUACCCACAGCCACCCUCAUAUGUGUUGCCCAAGGACUCGUUUGUCCAAGGGUACCUUCGCUGCCCGCCGAAGUACAGGACGUUUCUUCUUGAUGCUUUAGAACGUAAGCUAAUGGCGGUGGAGGAUGAUGGGGGAUCUCUCCCGUGGAAUCCCCAGUCCAUCCCUAAGACGAGGGGACCAACUAAGGUCAUGGUAAGCAUCCCACGGAGAAUCGAGGAUGGCUGGAAAGUCAUCCACGUGGACUAUGCUUACUGCCCAAGUAAUGGAGGAGGGAUCGGGGCAGUGAUUUUUGAUUCGCCUGCCACCCCCGGCUGCAUUCCCGACCACAUUUGCCAACACUCCUCCACCUCCCCCUCUGAUGUUGUACUUGGGGAGGGAGAGGCCUUCAUUGAGGCCCUCCUGAAAGCUAGGGCGGAUGGAGCCAGGAAAGUGUGGUGUGUGAGCGACUGUAACGCAAUUGUGGACUACAUCAACGGGAACCGCCAAGCUCCCGAGAAGCACUUGGAGACCGUCUUGAACAUCAACGCUUUGCUGGAGAGGUUCGAGGAUUUCGAAGUGGUGCAUCUGUACCGGGAACGGAACAGCGCAGCAGAUUGGUUGGCAGUGGCGGGCCGUAAUCGCGGAGGCUUGAGCAAGGUGAGCGGUGAGGAGAUAGAAGAGUAUAAUCAUCUCGUGGCGAGCCUCAUGGCCCAAGAGCCAUGUUUCCCAAUCAGAUUUUAACAAGGUGCAGAAGUGAGCAAAGAAGACACAAUGGCAUGCAUGACCAUGGCAACAAAUAUAGCAGCUAGCAAGCAGCUGAGAAGUGAACGCCAAUUAGCACCUAUUUGUUGGUGAACCCCCAUGCAACCCAGCCAGCCAGCCAAUGAACACAUGCAUGCAUCUACUUCAUCCCCGGCCCUCGAUUGCUUUGUGAUUCUGAUUCAUAUUUUAUUUGUUGCUUCUUGCUACUUGCCAUUGUUGUCGUUGUACGUUUUUAAUUUAUGGGACACUAUUGAUAUG
This is a messenger RNA of Cuscuta campestris, 1222 nucleotides long. The record is from the annotation of a GenBank genome assembly. NCBI's taxonomy places the organism in Eukaryota, Viridiplantae, Streptophyta, Magnoliopsida, Solanales, Convolvulaceae.